Molecule: messenger RNA, 7375 nt
Organism: Eriocheir sinensis (Chinese mitten crab)
Lineage: Eukaryota; Metazoa; Arthropoda; Malacostraca; Decapoda; Varunidae
Product: myosin heavy chain, muscle-like
Exons: 26
Coding region: 1218-6941 (1907 amino acids)
Cellular component (GO): myosin complex
Molecular function (GO): ATP binding; actin filament binding; cytoskeletal motor activity
Source: RefSeq, a predicted model, not a curated record
CAAGGGAAUAGAACCAUUCUUAUGGCGGUCCAAGGAAGAGCGUCAAAGUGCCGUAGAUUUGGCGGCGGGGAGGAGGCAGGUGUGACGUAAUACUCCAUAGAAAAGGGAGGAGCCUCCCCCCACGCUGGUGUUAGUGAUGAAAGUGUGGUGCUGGAAGUAAUAGUGAUGCUGAUAACGAAGUGGGGGGGUGAGGGGGGGCAGUGGAAACUGAUUGUGGAAUGAAGUGAUAUGGACUGUCUCCAGAUCACUUGUGAUUGUCGGUUGGUGAGACGUCAGCAGUCGUCAGCACCAUCCCCCCCUGGCAUUGCAGUAAGCAUGAACAUCAACUGCUCUAACGAUCAAAGCAUGUACAGAGGACGGCAGGGAUGCAGGAAUUCACAUUAUGCAGACCGACCACUACUGAGGUGGCGAGCCUCCUGAACCGAGGCAGGGUUAACUAUACGUGACGUCACACCUUUUAGAAGAUGAAUUUACGCCACCGGUGCUUCCACUUGGUUUAUUUACUUUGGCGGUGACCCACCUCCACCCCGUCAUGGCGCCACAACGCAGGCUGGUCGGAGCCGCGGGAAGGUGGCUCCACCUGUCCUCGACUCUGUUGGGCCGAGUGCUCCGGCGGCCAGCUCGGCUACUGGGACUGGCCGAGGGAUUAUUCAUGAAUGACAAACAAUCCAAUGCCAUGCUGAGGGGAUGUACAGCCAGGCAUUAACGAAUUAUUCACCCUCAAGCGGAAUGGCAUCACGCUUAGCGGAAUAAAUCAGCAUGCACAGAUAUCAAAAUGGGUCCAAACGUCGCUGAUAAAGAAGAAGAAGAAGAAGAAAGUGGAAGAGAGUGGAGGAAGAAGAGGAGGAAGAGAACGGCGCCCUCCACUCACCGACCUGAAGUGAUUAAUGGACGUUUCUAUGUUCGCGUGAGGGAGGCAUCGGGCGCCGGGCCAAGGCGUGAUCCCGGCUGCCGCAAUCACAUAAUUCACGCUGCGGUGAUGAGGUUUUGCAGCAGAGACAAUGGCCAGUGGGCAAGGAUGGAGAGCGGCGAGCGGGAGCGCAGGACGGCUGGCCGACGAGGGACCUGUCACUGCCUCCGUCGCCGCCUUGUUCUCCCAGUCCGUGGACAGACGGCGUCGUGCCCGUGGCGGUGCUGUGAAGCUAAUCGAAGAAAUAAGAGCCGGACACCAAUACCUGUGAGUCUUACUUCCUUAGCUUUAAGCACCGACCACUACCAUGCCUGGCCACGUCAAGAAGAGCACUGGACCGGAUCCGGACCCCACCGAGUUCCUUUUCGUCUCCCUCGAGCAGAAGCGCCAGGACCAGACCAAACCUUAUGACGCCAAGAAGUCCUGCUGGGUGCCCGACGAGAAGGAGGGUUUCGUCGAGGGUGAGAUCCAGGGUACCAAGGGCGACUUGGUGACUGUCAUGGCUAAGGGUGACACCAAGACCCUGAAGAAGGACCUCGUACAACAGGUCAACCCACCCAAGUUUGAGAAAUGCGAGGAUAUGUCCAACCUGACCUACCUGAACGAUGCCUCUGUCCUGUACAACCUCAAGGCUCGCUACGUGUGUAGGCUCAUCUACACCUACUCCGGCCUCUUCUGUGUCGUGAUCAACCCGUACAAGCGCUACCCCAUCUACACCAACCGUGUCGUCAAGAUCUACCAGGGCAAGAGGCGUAAUGAGGUGCCGCCUCACCUGUUCGCCAUCUCUGACGGCGCCUACAGCAACAUGCUUCAGGGAGGAGAAAACCAGUCCAUGCUGAUCACCGGUGAGUCCGGCGCCGGCAAGACCGAGAACACCAAGAAGGUACUCUCCUACUUCGCCAACGUCGGCGCCACCACCAAGAAGAAGGAUGAAGCCACCAAGCCCAACUUGGAGGACCAGAUCGUGCAGACCAACCCCAUCCUUGAGGCAUUCGGUAACGCCAAGACCGUCCGUAACGACAACUCCUCCCGCUUCGGUAAGUUCAUUCGUAUCCACUUCGGCAACUCCGGCAAGCUGUCUGGUGGUGACAUCGAGGUCUACCUGCUGGAGAAGGCUCGUGUCAUCUCCCAGCAGCCCCUUGAACGAUCCUACCACAUCUUCUACGAGAUGAUGUCAGACCAGAUCGACUACCUGAAGAAAAUGUGCUGCCUCAGCAACGACAUUUACGACUACCACUACGUGUCCCAGGGCAAGGUUACCGUGCCUUCCAUCGACGAUAAGGAGGACAUGCAGUUCUGUGAUGAAGCCUUUGACAUCCUUGGCUUCAGCAUGACCGAUAAGGAGAAUGUGUACAAGCUCACUGCCGCUGUCAUGCACUUCGGUGAGCUGAAGUUUAAGCAGAGGGGUCGCGAGGAGCAGGCCGAGCCCGACGGCACCGAGGCUGGUGAGAAGGUGGCUACGAUGAUGGGUAUGGACGGUGCUGAUUUGUACCACAACAUCACCAAGCCCAAGAUCAAGGUCGGCGCUGAGUUCGUGGCCAAGGGCAUGAACGUUGACCAGUGCUACUACUCCGUGGGCGCCAUGGCCAAGGCUGUCUAUGACCGUGUGUUCCGCUGGCUGGUCACCAAGUGUAACGAAACCCUUGCCACUGGCCUCAAGCGUGUCUACUUCAUUGGUGUAUUGGACAUCGCUGGUUUCGAGAUCUUCGAGUUCAACGGCUUCGAGCAGAUCUGCAUCAACUUCUGUAAUGAGAAGCUGCAGCAGUUCUUCAACCACCACAUGUUCGUGCUGGAGCAAGAGGAGUACAAGAGGGAGGGCAUCAACUGGGUGUUCGUGGACUUCGGUAUGGAUCUGCAGGCCUGCAUUGAUCUCUUCGAAAAGAAAAUGGGUCUUCUGUCCAUCCUGGAAGAAGAGUCUAUGUUCCCCAAGGCCACUGACAAGUCCUUCCUCGAGAAACUGAACGCCAACCACCUCGGCAAGACACCUGUGUUCAUCAAACCCAAGCCAAUCAAGGGAGGCCCCGAGGCCCACUUCGCCAUCGUCCACUACGCCGGCACUGUCAACUACAACUUGGCUGGGUGGCUCGAGAAGAACAAGGAUCCUCUUAACGAUACCUUGGUGGACCAGAUCAAGAAGGCAAGCAACGAACUCGCUGUGACCAUCUUUGCUGACCAUCCUGGACAGUCCGGAACCGACGACAAGAAGGGUGGUCGUGGCCAGAAGUCUGGUGCCUUUAAGACCGUCUCAUCGGGCUACAGGGAGCAGUUGAACAACCUGAUGAGGACCCUGAACGCCACUCACCCUCACUUUAUCCGUUGCAUUGUGCCCAACGAGACCAAGUCCCCGGGUGUAAUCGAUGCAGCCUUGGUGAUGCAUCAGCUGACCUGCAACGGUGUGCUUGAGGGCAUCCGUAUCUGCCGCAAAGGCUUCCCCAACAGGAUCGCAUACAAGGACUUCAGGCACCGCUACAAGAUCCUGGCCCCCAGAGAGAUGGAAAAGGCCACUGAGGACAAGGAGUGCGCCACAGUCUGUCUGAACAAGGCGGGCUUGAACGAGGAACUCUACCGCUGUGGCAACACCAAGGUGUUCUUCCGUGCUGGCGCCCUGGGUACCCUGGAGGAGAUCCGAGACGACACUUUGGCCAAGCUGAUGACGUUCAUGCAAGCAUGGAUCAGAGGCUAUAUCUCCCGCAAGUCAUUCGAGAAGCUUCAAGAACAGCGCGUCGCUCUCAUUGUGGUGCAGCGCAACCUGAGGAAGUUCCUCAAGAUGCGUACCUGGAAAUGGUUCAACUUGUGGCAGAGGGUCAAGCCACUGCUCAACGUCACUCGCAUCGAGGAUGAGAUCAAGGCCCUUGAAGAGAAGGCUGCUAAGGCCGAGGAAGAGCUAGAAAAGGAAACAAAACUCAGGAAGGAAUUGCAAGCCGCUAUGACAAAGCUUCAGGAGGAAAAGAAUAACCUCCUAACAACCCUGGAGUCUACCAAAGGCAACGUCUCAGACUUCCUUGACAAGCAGGCCAAGCUGCAGAGCCAGAAAGCCGAUCUAGAAGCUCAGUUGAAUGAACUCACAUCUCGUCUUCAAUCUGAGGAGGAUGCCCGCAACCAACUCUUCCAAGGAAAGAAGAAGUCAGAACAAGAAAUGAACAGUCUCAAGAAAGACGUUGAAGACCUAGAGCUGGUUGUUCAGAGGAAUGAGCAAGAACGCGCUACUAAGGACCAUCAGAUUCACAACCUGAACGAGGAAGUUGCCCAUCAGGAGGAGCUUAUCAAUAAGCUUAUGAAAGAAAAGAAGCACCUGCAAGAAUGCAACCAGAAGACUGCCGAGGACCUCCAGAGUGUUGAAGAUAAAUGCAACCAUCUCAGCAAGGUGAAGGCGAAGCUGGAACAGACCCUCGACGAACUGGAAGACUCCCUGGAACGUGAAAAGAAAAUGCGUUUCGAAAUGGAGAAGAACAAGAGGAAGGGUGAGGGUGACCUGAGGCUGACCCAGGAAGCCGUCGCUGACCUGGAGCGCAACACCAAGGAACUCGAGCAGACCAUUCAGCGCAAGGACAAGGAAAUCAGCAGUUUGGCGGGCAAGCUUGAAGAGGAGCAGAUUCUUGUUUCCAGGACUCAGAAGCAGAUUAAGGAACUCCAGGCCCGUAUUGAGGAAUUGGAACAAGAGGUCGAACACGAGCGUCAGUCCCGCGCAAAGGCUGAGAAGUCCAAAGCUAUUCUUACCAAAGAACUAGGAGAGCUGAGCGACCGCCUGGAGGAGGCCGGAGGAGCCACUGCCGCCCAGAUCGAACUGAACAAGAAGCGUGAAGCUGAGUUGGCCAAGCUCCGCCGCGACCUUGAGGAAACUAACAUCCAGCAGGAAGCUGCCCUCGCCAACUUGCGUAAAAAACACAAUGAUGCCAUCGGUGAAAUGUCUGAUCAGAUCGACCACCUCAACAAGAUGAAGGCCAGAGCUGAGAAGGACAAGGAGGCCAUGAAGCGUGAGGCUGAUGACGCAAAGGCUUCUAUGGACGCACUCUCCCGUGAUAAGGCCAAUGCAGAGAAGACGGUGAAGCAGCAGCAGCAGGUGCUCAAUGAAUACCAAAAUAAGAUGGAUGAGGCCAACAGGACCCUCAACGAUAUGGAUGCUGCCAAGAAGAAGCUGACCGCCGAGAACACAGACCUUCUCCGACAGGUGGAGGAAGUUGAGAGUCAAAUCAGCCAACUGUCGAAGAUCAAGCUGUCUCUUACCAACCAGCUUGAGGAUCAGAGGAAACUCGCCGACGACGAAAGCAGGGAACGUGCUACUCUGCUUGGCAAGUACCGCAACCUGGAGCACGAUAUUGAUGGCCUUAGGGAGCAGCUGGAGGAAGAAAGUGAGUCCAAGACAGAUGCUCAACGCCAACUCGCCAAGGCUUCUGCAGAUGCUCAGAUGUGGCGCUCGAAGUAUGAGACUGAAGGCAUCGCCCGAGUGGAGGAACUCGAAGCUGCCCGCUUGAAACUUGCAGCCCGCCUGGAAGAGGCCGAGGACCAGAUCGAGCAGCUCAACGUCAAGAACCUGAACCUCGAGAAGACCAAGCAACGUAUUGCCACAGAGCUUGAAGAUAUGCAGAUAGAGGUGGAGCGUGCUCAAGCUCUGGCGAAUGCUGCUGAAAAGAAGCAAAAGAACUUCGACAGAAUUAUCUCCGAAUGGAAGAUGAAGGUUGAUGACCUAGCAGCUGAACUCGACGCCUCUCAGAAAGAGUGCCGUAAUUAUGCCAGCGAACACUUCCGCAUCAAGGCUGCUUAUGAAGAGAAUCUGGAGCAACUGGAUGCUGUCCGUCGCGAGAAUAAGAAUCUGUCUGAUGAAAUCAAGGACCUAAUGGACCAGAUUGGUGAGGGUGGCCGUACCCUCCAUGAAGUUCAGAAGAACGCCAAACGUCUUGAGGUUGAAAAGGAGGAACUCCAGGCUGCCCUGGAGGAGGCAGAGGCUGCCCUAGAACAGGAGGAAAACAAGGUCCUCCGUGCCCAGCUUGAGCUGAGCCAGGUCAGACAAGAGAUUGACAGGCGGAUCCAGGAGAAAGAAGAGGAGUUCGAGAAUACACGCAAGUGUCACCAGAGAGCCAUUGACUCUAUGCAAGCCUCCCUGGAGGCCGAGGCCAAGGCUAAGGCUGAGGCUCUUCGCCUGAAGAAGAAACUGGAGUCUGACAUCAACGAGCUGGAGAUCGCGCUUGAUCAUUCCAACAAGGCCAACGCUGACCUCCAGAAGCAGAUCAAGAAACAGAUUGGUGAUAUCAAGGACCUCCAAAUCCGCGUCGAGGAAGAACAACGCAUUGCCUCAGAGUACCGUGACCAGUUCGGCAUCGCCGAGCGCCGCGCCAACGCUCUCGCUGGAGAACUGGAGGAAUCUCGCACUCUCUUGGAGCAAUCAGACCGCGGCCGUCGACAGGCUGAAGCUGACCUUGCGGAAUCCAACGAGACUGUGGCUGAUCUUAAUGCUCAGAACAACUCUCUUGGGGCCGCCAAGAGGAAGCUGGAAGGCGAAAUGCAGACUUUGCAUGCUGACUUGGACGAGAUGCUGAACGAGGCCAAGAACUCCGAGGAGAAGGCCAAGAAGGCCAUGGUGGACGCCGCACGUCUGGCCGAUGAACUCCGGGCCGAGCAGGAACACGCCCAGAACCAGGAGAAGAUGCGUAAGGGACUUGAGGCCUCUGUGAAGGAGCUCCAGAUCCGCUUGGAGGAAGUCGAGACUAAUGCUCUCAAGAACACCAGGAAGGCUGUGGCCAAGCUGGAGUCCCGCGUCCGCGAACUGGAGAGUCAGCUCGAUGACGAGUCCCGCCGCCACUCCGACGCCCAGAAGAACCUGAGGAAGUGCGAGAGGCGCAUCAAGGAGCUCACCUUCCAGGCCGACGAGGACAAGAAGAACCACGAGAGGAUGCAGGACCUCGUUGAUGCCCUCCAACAGAAGGUCAAGACCUACAAGAGGCAGAUUGAGGAGGCCGAAGAGAUUGCCGCCCUCAACCUGGCCAAGUUCCGCAAGGCUCAGCAGGAGCUCGAAGAAGCCGAGGGUCGUGCAUAAGUAAACGACCAAAUACAAUAAUAACGCCGACAGUAGACGACUCUGAAAGGAAAACAGUACAAAAAUCAAUAGUUACCAUCUGAAAUGUCAUCAUAAGCACAGAAGACUGAAAUGCUAGUAACUGAAAUUAUGUAUAGUAUAGAUUGAAGUUACUAAGUUAAUGCCUAACUUGCACAACAUUUUUAAAAACAGCAGCAAAAAUUUAGGAGGAAAGCUGUAUGCAUAAGCUUACCAGUAAUCCAAACAAUACCAUGAUAUUCAUAAGGAUUAUAGAAAUGACUAAAUAUACAAAAAGACCUUUUUCUUUCAUCUCACCACACGUAAUACCACCUUCGCAAGUAAGAGACAUUGAUUAGUUAUGUCUGCCUAAGUAUAUACUUACAAGAGAGGGGUAGACUGUAUUUUUUCUGAUUCAAUAAAUAUAUCGAUGACGA